Drosophila serrata is the source of this 921-nucleotide messenger RNA. RefSeq lists its product as uncharacterized. NCBI's taxonomy places the organism in Eukaryota, Metazoa, Arthropoda, Insecta, Diptera, Drosophilidae. The record is from RefSeq and is a predicted model, not a curated record.
AUGGCUCUUAAAUUGAGUUUGGUUAUUUUUAUGGCUUUAAUAGCUGCGGGCAUGGCUUUAACCACAACCAAAACGACAACUACAACCAAGCCUAUGGUUACAAUUACUGAAGAAUCAAAGGAAACCUUAGAUAGACGUGACAAGCGUCAAUUGAACAACGCCCCAACGAGCUUGGCUGGAUCUAAUGGCAACUUUCCGAUCUUCUUCGAUGGUGUAAAUCAGCCCCUGCAGCCCCUGCCAGCACUUCCUCCUCUGCAGCAGCUGCAGCCUUUGCAACCCAUCACUGUGGUGACCCCGGUGGCCUCCAGCUCGAAUUCCCAGAGCCAACAGCCCCAGAAUGGUUGGUUUUCUGGAUUUGGUCAGAAUAUCCCUGUCAUUGGCACUCUGGUUGGAGGAUUGCCCAAUCUGAUCAGUGGUUUGGGACUGGGCUCCAUGAACGGGGGCUUUGGCACCCUGGGCGGCCUGAAUCUUGGCAAUCUGGGUCUGGGUGCUGUGACUCCUGUGGUGGCAGCACCAGUCCAACCUGCUCCCAGUUCCCAGGGCAGCUGUCCGCUAACCCAGAAGCUAAGUUGCCGCUGUGAGCCAUUGAUCCAGUUGCCGGGAUUGAAACCCAUUGGCAGUGGGGGCAGCUUAAGCGGUGGUCCAUUGAGAUCUCAGCUGGUGCAGAUUCAGAGGCAGAAUGCCCGAAUGAACGAGGAUGGAUCACAGGAGGUGCGAGUGGUAUUGAGCAGCGGACAUGUGAUCUACCGACGAAUGGCCAAGGAUAUGGGACAGAGUGGUUACAUUGCCAUGAGGAUUCAGUCGGGAAAAUAUCUGACCAUUUACUAUAGUGUAAACAAGGAAGAGUACUCGGUGAGGGCGGAUGUCACGGACGCGCCUCCUACUUCAGAAUUUGAUGAAGAGCUCAGUGGAAAGCUUUAA